This is a messenger RNA of Penicillium antarcticum, 1410 nucleotides long. RefSeq lists its product as uncharacterized. Bases 1 to 1410 code for a protein of 469 amino acids. The record is from RefSeq and is a predicted model, not a curated record. Gene Ontology annotation, biological process: regulation of transcription by RNA polymerase II. Lineage: Eukaryota; Fungi; Ascomycota; Eurotiomycetes; Eurotiales; Aspergillaceae. The transcript is spliced from 4 exons. Gene Ontology annotation, molecular function: zinc ion binding; DNA-binding transcription factor activity, RNA polymerase II-specific.
AUGUCAUCUGGACCUACCGGUAGUCGCCGGAAAUACCACAGCAAAUCCCGCACGGGUUGUCAAAUCUGCCGCUCUCGAAAAAUUAAGUGCGAUGAGCAACGCCCAUCAUGCCUCAACUGUGUCAAAAGGGAGCUCCAAUGCAGUUUUCUGCAAACCCAAAAUUCGACAUGGAUAGUCCUCCAAUCGGAGACACUAAACCUCGAGCUCCUCCACCACUUCACAGUUUCCACCUUCGCCACAUUAUCUCCUGAUACUCAGAUCCGAGAACUAUGGCGGGUCACAAUUCCCCAGAUGGGUUUUACCACAGAUCACAUACUGGACGGGGUCCUCGCCCUUGCGGCUCUCCAUAUCGCGCGCUACAAUACCGGGCGAAGACAUGCUCUCCUCGCUUAUGCCAUUGAGCGACACUCGGCAUCUCUAUCCAAGGCUUUGCCACUGAUCUUCUUGGUAAAGCCACAAAACUGUACACCCCUCUUUGUCUUCGGGGUCUUGACACUCUACUACAGUCUGGCGCGACCGAUUCAAGAAGACGAUGCGCUGAUCUUCGGUAGCGGUGUCAUCCCCGAAUGGUUAUACCUGAUGCGAGGGAUCGAUACAGUCGUAAUGGCCGAAGCCUCUGUAUUUUCUUCGCCUGUGUCUUUGAUAUUUCGAAGUACAUGGGGAAGCUUAGAUUACUGGAAGACUCAUACCCCUGAACAAUACCCGGUUCUCACGGAGCUGAAGGAUACAAUAUGUGCGGAGACCCCAGAUGAUCGAGAACGGCAAUUGACUUUGCAAGAGACGGUUGUGGCAUUGACUCGGAGUUAUACAUUCUUCUAUGGUGGAAACUUCAAGGAUCAGGAUAAAUUGCGCGGGUUCUAUGAAUGGCUUUUUAAGAUUAGUGAUGCAUAUCUGAGGCUUUUGAAGACUGGAGAUGAUGGGUCAUUGGGUGUGCUUGCUUUCUAUGCAGUGCUGGUGAAGGAUCUGGAGAAAUAUUGGUGGAUAGAAGGAGGCGACAGCGCCGAGCUGCACCAAGCGACCAACAUUGUGCGCGCAGUCCAAGCAUCUGGCACCAUUAAGACACUUGUCUACACCAGCGUUUGUGCCGUUGACCAGCGCGCAAGUUUCCCGGAAGCUAGGCUGCGAUCGAGGACCUCUGUAAAUGGCUACUUUCCCGAGCUGGAAAGGUCCCUUCCUCUUCGCACUGCCAUGGGGUCCGAGAAGAGGACUAUGCUCAUUGACCCUAAUGAUAUCGGUCGCUUUGCCGCUGCUGUGUUCAUAAAUCCGGAGCGGUUCUCGGGUCUUGCUGUGGAUAUUGGGUGUGAGGCUCUGACAGUAACGCAGGAUGCCAGUGUUAUUACUGAGGUCAGCGGAAGCGAAAUUUGGUUGAGCAUGUUCCUCGCGAUUUGGCGGAGCGCUGGGCAUCUUUGA